Molecule: messenger RNA, 588 nt
Organism: Pochonia chlamydosporia 170
Lineage: Eukaryota; Fungi; Ascomycota; Sordariomycetes; Hypocreales; Clavicipitaceae
Exons: 1
Coding region: 1-588 (195 amino acids)
Molecular function (GO): carbon-sulfur lyase activity
Source: RefSeq, a predicted model, not a curated record
AUGACCGACUCAACACCACAAAGAGUUCCCCUCCGCGGCUCAUGUCAUUGCGGCAACGUCAAAUACAUCCUCUUCCUCACACUCCCCCAUCCCCAUCCCGGAGGCACUCGCCCCCCUCAGGGAAGCCAGCUCUUCCGACGAUGCAACUGCACCACCUGUCAUAAAAUGGGCUUCUUCCACACCCGCCCCGUCUCCAACCACAACGACUUCCUUCUCCUCUGUCCCCUAGACCCGGCCAACGACCUCGGAAACUAUGCGCACGGCGACGCAGAGCUACAUUUUCUAUUCUGCAAGAAGUGCGGCGUGCGGGUCUUCAUGUUCUAUGGAGAAGGUGCCGUAGAAGAGGUUGACCUGGCGAGUCUGGGCGUCCUAGAGACGUCGGGAGAGUUGACCAAGGUCUGGAGACUGGUCGGGGAGCCUGAUUAUGGGAAUAGAUUGAGUGUGAAUGGGCAUACUGUUGAUGCGGGACAGGGGUUUGACAUGAGAGAGUUGGUUGAGAAGAAGCAGGUUUUGUAUAUUGACUUUUUGGAUGAUGAGAAUCCCUUGGAGGCGCGGUUUGAGCGGCCGCAUGCUGGGGGGUGCUAUUGA